This is a messenger RNA of Anopheles maculipalpis, 1884 nucleotides long. RefSeq names its product cysteine protease ATG4C (gene Atg4b). Lineage: Eukaryota; Metazoa; Arthropoda; Insecta; Diptera; Culicidae. The record is from RefSeq and is a predicted model, not a curated record. The coding region runs from base 43 to 1866 and encodes 607 amino acids. The transcript is spliced from 4 exons. Gene Ontology annotation, molecular function: protein-phosphatidylethanolamide deconjugating activity.
CAGAAGUUAAUCGGGAUAGCAAUUACUCCCAAAGGAAAGGCGAUGAACUACGACGUGCUAUUAAGUCGUACCGGAUUCAAUAAGCUGUCGAUAACGCCGCAGCACUUCCGCAGCGUUUCCGAAGGUGAUUCCCGACAUCGUGACCACGACGUUCCUCAGGCGGUUGCUGAUCGAAGCGCCGAUGGAACAAAGACACCUGGAAGAAAAAUAUCACUGCCUCCACAUGUAGCACAGCGGCAUGAAACGGUUUCCGCCUCUUGCAGUCCGAUGCGGGGCGGUUCUUCCUCCAACCAAUCGGUUGGUGGUCCAGGGGAAGAGUUCAAGGGGAAAGUCGAAUCGAAGCUGCUAACCAUGUGGAAUAACAUGAAGUUCGGUUGGAGCUACAAAAUGAAGACUAAUUUCAACAAGGAGCAACCCUUGUGGUUGCUAGGGCGUUGCUACCAUCAAAAGGUAACACCCGGACCAUCGAUGGAAAGCUCGAUCGAGCUCGCGACGUCUGGUCCCGACGGUCAACUGAUGGUGCUGCAGAACGUUUACUUGGCGGAAGGAUCAAACUCGCCACCGGAAGAAACGGGAACGGAUGCAAUUGAGGACAGCAGUCCGGAAGCGAUAGUCGAGGAGGAAGGCAUCGAUGCGUUCAGAAGAGAUUUUAUUUCGCGCAUCUGGAUGACGUAUCGACGGGAGUUUCAAACGAUGGACGAUUCGAACUAUACUUCCGAUUGUGGCUGGGGUUGCAUGAUACGCAGUGGGCAGAUGCUGCUAGCGCAAGGUUUGGUGGCACACUUUCUUGGGCGCAGCUGGCGUUGGGACGUAUCAAUGUUUACCGCGUACGAGGAGAGCAUACACAGGAAGGUAAUCCGUUGGUUCGGAGAUACGUCCUCUAAAACGAGCCCAUUCUCCAUACACACGCUUGUGGCGCUGGGGAAGGAAUCGGGCAAAAAGCCCGGUGAUUGGUAUGGGCCGGGAGCGGUAGCGCACCUGUUGCGACAAGCGGUACGGUUAGCGGCACAGGAAAUUGCCGAUUUGGAUGGUAUCAAUGUUUACGUUGCACAGGAUUGCGCUGUAUAUAUACAGGACAUUUUGGACGAAUGUACUAUUUCGGCCGCACCGCCCGGAGCACCAUGGCAGCAAAAGAGCGCCGGAAGCAGUCGAAACUCAACAAACAAAACCUGUGUCGAUAUGCGUGGCUCAUCUCCCACCGCGGAAGGGGAUGAUGAACUGCAAUCCACUCACUGGAAGUCAUUAAUUUUGCUUGUACCGCUUCGGCUCGGUACUGACAAGCUAAAUCCCAUCUAUAACGAAUGCCUUAAGGCGAUGCUAAGCUUGGACUACUGUAUCGGCAUUAUAGGCGGACGUCCAAAGCACUCGCUUUACUUCGUUGGAUACCAAGAGGACAAACUCAUACAUCUAGACCCGCACUACUGCCAAGAUAUGGUCGACGUGAAUCAAGAACACUUCCCGGUCGCCUCGUUUCAUUGCAAAUCGCCGCGUAAGAUGAAGCUUAGCAAAAUGGAUCCAAGCUGUUGCAUUGGUUUUUACUGUGAAACGAAACGGGACUUUUAUAAGUUUAUCGACAGCGUGAAACCGUUUUUAAUACCCGUUCAUCAGGGCAGUCAUGAAACAGGAUUUGCACAGCCAUCCGGAUCAUCAACUACCACUAGCUCCGUCAGCUAUCCGAUGUUUGUGUUUUGUCGCGGUAAAAGCAGCGAACAACGGGCCGAUCUGCCAGGACAACAUUCUGCACACUAUCCUCAUCCGACGGCUUAUCGAUCACCUCCGACCGCUAUACCGCAACAAACGGGUGUGACCAAUGAUGAGGACGAUGACGAAGAGGAAGAUGAGGCGAUAGAGUUUGUCAUUCUAUAACAACACGUUGGGAACAGA